AUGACUAUGACACUUGAGGAAAACACUCUACAAAAUUUAAUCCCUACCUCAUUAACCUUCGAUUGUUUCGAAGAAAUACUGAGUCAUCUAAUAGAUUCUCCCAAAACUCUCUACUCAUGUAUAUUGGUCAACCGUCUAUGGUGUCGGACUGCCAUCCCUCUUUUAUGGAGUCACCCCUUCGAAGUACAUGGUUUUGGUGAGCGUUCUUCCGAUAUAAUCCAAAUGUACAUCUCUUGCUUACCUGAAGACGAACGUCAACUUUUAAUUGACGAAGCUUUGAUUCGGCUUUUUUUUACUGGUGCUAUAAUGUCUUGGCUUACAACUCGUGCAAAUUAUCGUCUCGAUUCUGAGAAGGAUGAUGAUCCUGAUUUAUGUACUUACACCUAUCUUGUACAAUGUGUAAUAGGAAAUCUAUUAUUUAGUCAUAGUAAAGGAUUAAGAGAUCUAGAUCUUGCUCAUUUCGAAGAUGAUGAUGAUUCUUUAAUAAUUGAUAUUGCUACUUUUGAUGAUGCGAAUAAAGCUUUAUCAAGAUUAGAAAAUUUUCAAUUUGAUUAUUCUGGUUGGAAAUUAAAUGAUACUGAUGAUGAUAAGUCUUCAGAAAUUAUUUCAAAUUUAUUUAAUUUCAUGGCUGAAUAUGAUGAAUUAGUACAAAUUGCAAAAAGUUUUAAAAGAUUAAUCGAAGCACAAAAAGCUGUUAGAGAAUUAAUUAUUGUGGAAUUUUGGAGUCCAUAUGUUGCAGAUAUUUUAUUUAAUUCUUUAAUAUGUCAAUGGAAAUCUUUGACUUAUUUGAAAUUUCAUCAUUUGGAUAGUGAUCAAUUUGGACUUUUGUUACCUAUUCUACCUAUUCUCGUUAAUUUGAUGUCUAAUAAUAAUUUGAGGACAUUAUAUUUGGAAGAUGUUACUCCUUUUCUCACUCAACAGAUUGGAAAUAAUUGUAAACAUUUAACGCAUUUGUCCUUAACUUUGGUUACACCUGAAAUUCCUGACCUAUUAUUUACGCUACUUAGAUCUUUAAAAAACUUGGUUCAUUUUUCAUUAUAUAGUAAUUCAACUGAAUGUCCUUUUCUUUCAACCGAUAGUUUGACUAAAUUUUCUGAGGCGAUACCAGAAUGUUUAAAAUAUUUUGGGUUUAAAUUGUCUAUUGAUGCAUGUAUUUUAGAGUUCUUUUUAAAUCAAUGCAGUGCAAAUUUGCAGGUGUUGGCCAUAUAUCGACCGGAAAUCGUUGAUGGUUUAUUUCUAGAUGUGUUGA
Messenger RNA from Racocetra persica, 1249 nucleotides. The record is from the annotation of a GenBank genome assembly. NCBI's taxonomy places the organism in Eukaryota, Fungi, Glomeromycota, Glomeromycetes, Diversisporales, Gigasporaceae.